Messenger RNA from Racocetra fulgida, 492 nucleotides. The record is from the annotation of a GenBank genome assembly. Lineage: Eukaryota; Fungi; Glomeromycota; Glomeromycetes; Diversisporales; Gigasporaceae.
GAGACGAAAACUCAAUCCUCCGCAUCACCAAUUUACAUAAAAACUAAAUCUUCUAAAAAUAGAGAGAUCGAAUUUCUGGAUCAUGUAUAUAAAGAACAGAUUAGUAACGAGAUUAAAGAAAAAACAGAAAUCAACUAUCCUUUUGACUUGUCACAUAACACAAAAUCCGUUAACAUUUUUAAUGAUCAAGAUCUAAAAUCAUGUGAUACAAAAACCAAUCUUACUCGCGAUAAUUCAUUCCCAUUAUCAUCAAAAAAGCGUUCCGUAUUAUUCAUUUUUAUUAUUGUUGCUGGGUACCUUAUUAAACAAUAUGUCGCGGAAGAAAAAAGGAGAAAAGCCGCUCAAAAGGCAUCUAGUGUUUCAUCUGACCCAGAGAGGGGCAGACGAUCGAAGAAAAUUGGUGUAGACGCGCGCUUUUUCGCACAGGAAACAGUGCUACUAAUUGGUUUAGCAUUGGUUCUAAUCGCUCGUACUUGGCUUGAUAUAUGGUAA